Molecule: messenger RNA, 429 nt
Organism: Trematosphaeria pertusa
Lineage: Eukaryota; Fungi; Ascomycota; Dothideomycetes; Pleosporales; Trematosphaeriaceae
Exons: 3
Coding region: 43-291 (82 amino acids)
Biological process (GO): ribosomal small subunit assembly; translation
Cellular component (GO): cytosolic small ribosomal subunit; ribosome
Molecular function (GO): structural constituent of ribosome; RNA binding
Source: RefSeq, a predicted model, not a curated record
GAAUACCUUUCGUGCAACACCAAGCCAGCGGCGACAAGCAAAAUGGUUCUCGCCGUCGACCUCCUCAACCCCACACCUCAAGCCGAGGCCAAAAAGCACAAGCUCAAGCAACUCGUCCCCGCGCCGCGGAGCUUCUUCAUGGACGUCAAGUGCCCCGGCUGCUUCACCAUCACGACCGUCUUCUCGCACGCCAAUACCGUCGUCGUCUGCCAGGGCUGCUCGCAGGUUCUGUGCCAGCCUACCGGAGGAAAGGCUCGUCUCACAGAGGGUUGCUCAUUCCGGAGAAAGUAGGGGAUUGCUGGCUGAGGAGCGAAGGAGAUAACAUGGCAUGAAUGGGUACAUACAGGAAAUGAAAUUCUAGUUGGACCCUUCCACCUGAGUGCCAGUCACUGCAUUAUCUAGGAAACAGGCCACACGCCCGGGCUCGAU